AUGAAGGAGCUUUGGGAAGGCUUGAGGAUGAUUGCUGAUGAAAGUAAUUUGCCUUGGUUGUUGAUUGGAGAUUUCAAUGCCUUGAGUUAUACUGAGGAUAAGAUAGGUGCUCCUACUAAUCUGUUGGAACCAGAGGCACUACACGCAGUAAAGAGUUUAUUACCAGACAAUUUAGAUGGCAACUUAUCAGAAAUAUGUGUGUGGCCUGAUCAAGUAAGGCACUGGUACAAAUACCGCUGGACUAGCCCACUUCACUUCAUUGAUACUCCUGAUGAUUCUUGCUCUUUUGAUUAUACAAGGGAUUGUCAUGAUCAACAUGGUGUUAAGGACAUGUGCGUUGCUGGUGCUAUCCAAAAUUUCACUUCUCAACUUCAGUAUUACCGUGAUGAUACUUCUGAUAGACGUUAUAAUUUGACUGAGACAUUGCUAUUUUUGUCACACUUCAUGGGAGAUAUUCAUCAGCCAAUGCAUUGCGCGCAUACCAGUGAUGAAGGAGGGAAUACUAUUGAUUUACGUUGGUUUAGACACAAGUCUAAUCUUCAUCAUGUGUGGGACAGAGAGAUAAUUCUAACAUCCAUGAAGGAUUACUAUGACAAUGACAUGAAUCUCUUACAACAAGACAUUGAAGGAAACUAUACUGAUGGCAUAUGGUCUGAUGAUGUCUCACAUUGGAUAGAUUGCAACAGUCUUCAUACUUGUUAUAAUUUUGAUUAUGUAUUUAACCACGGGUAUGCCACAGAAAGCAUUAACAUAGCUUGUAAAUGGGGUUACAAAGAUGCUGAGCCUAGAGUAACUCUUGCAGAUGAAUACUUCAGUUCGAGGUUGCCUUUUGUGAUGAAACGCGUUGCACAAGGAGGGGUUAGAUUAGCCAUGAUUUUAAACAAGGUUUUCAACCAUGGUCAUCAAGCAAUGACUGCACCAACAUAAUUCAAUUUAACUCUUUG
Beta vulgaris subsp. vulgaris (sugar beet) is the source of this 944-nucleotide messenger RNA. RefSeq names its product endonuclease 1-like. Gene Ontology annotation, molecular function: endonuclease activity; nucleic acid binding. Lineage: Eukaryota; Viridiplantae; Streptophyta; Magnoliopsida; Caryophyllales; Amaranthaceae. The transcript is spliced from 9 exons. Bases 1 to 927 code for a protein of 308 amino acids. Gene Ontology annotation, biological process: DNA catabolic process. The record is from RefSeq and is a predicted model, not a curated record.